This is a messenger RNA of Haliotis rubra (blacklip abalone), 5594 nucleotides long. RefSeq names its product mitogen-activated protein kinase kinase kinase 2-like. Gene Ontology annotation, molecular function: protein kinase activity; protein binding; ATP binding. NCBI's taxonomy places the organism in Eukaryota, Metazoa, Mollusca, Gastropoda, Lepetellida, Haliotidae. Gene Ontology annotation, biological process: protein phosphorylation. The record is from RefSeq and is a predicted model, not a curated record.
GGAUGACGUCAACAUUAUGGCAGACUGUGGGAUGUGACUUGUGAGAUAAAGAAUCUUUGUACCAUGUAGGAUAAUGAGAAGCCAGCACCCAUGACACGGCCGACAGGACGGUUCCGGUUGAUUCCCCUCUUGUUAAACAGGUACCAUGGAUUCGCCUGAAAUGGAUGAUAAAAAUCCAUCAGCUGAAAUCGAAAAAUACCUAGCCCAGGGAUUAAGAGUUAGUAAUCGAGAAGCUCGCAGAGUAGCAUAUUCCAAUCUCCAGAAAAGAAGUGAGCUUAAGGUCAAGUGUGAAUAUAAUGGAGAGAAAAGAGCAAUGACGAUUCCGCGUCCGGUUGUGUAUGACCAGCUGACAUCUCGCCUCCGGGAGAUGUAUCAGAUGACCUUGAAUAUCUUCUAUACUCAGAGUAAUGGCGAGAUAUAUGUGCCAUUGCUGACACAGAAGGACUUGGACUCUGCAGUUCAGCUUGUCGACCAGAACGAACACGCCAACAGUCUGAGGCUCUACCUCACCUACGCUGGAAACACCAACCACCGCAACUCGGGCGUUGGCGACAACUACUCAUGCAGUCCGCAGAAUACACACGUACGUGACACCCCCAGCCCUCCUCCCGGUUCUCUACCCCCCAGCGAGAAGCACUUCCGGACAGGGUCGUACAGUUCCCUCGGGGAGGGGCAGUUUAUACCCCGAACAAUCGGGUACCCCAGUCAUGUAGGCUCAAGCGACAGUAUAUCCUCAAUAGACAGUAGCUAUAUCAGUGGACAUAGUAACGACACGUACCCAUUUCGGGGGCGCCGAGAUUCCCGGAGAAGUGUGCUUUCUGAUGGCUGCAAGGACGACCCCAGUCAAGCAGGGCGACGGCCAUUUGGCACAUUUCCUCGUGGUUAUGAUGCUGUGAAUCACCCAAAUGUAGAAGGUCACCAGACGUUUCCUCGCUCCACAAUUCGACCGAAGGGUCCAGAGCACGACACGAUGUCGUUACGUUCGAUCGUGUCCCAGGGCAGCGAGGGGACGAUGAGUACGAGCAGCAGCAGUAGUAGCGGCCUUCCCCCCGAAGAAGAUUCCCCCUCCAUGUACAGCUUCUACAGUCUACAGUUCUCUAAAUCUCCAAGAGCACCCUCUAACUGGAAGAAGGGGAAGCAACUCGGUGUUGGAGCAUUUGGAGAAGUGUUCGUGUGCUAUGAUGAGGAUGCAGGAACAGAGCUAGCUGUCAAGCAAGUGCAGCUGGGAAAUGUCAAUGCAGAAACCUCCAAAGAAGUCCGUGCCCUGGAGAAUGAGUUGCAGUUGUUACGGAACUUCCACCACGAGCACAUCGUCCAGUACUACGGGUGUCAGCAGGACCGUAAAGUCUUGUCAAUAUUCAUGGAGCUAAUGCCAGGGGGAUCUGUGAAAGACCAGAUCAACAAUUACGGCGCUCUGAAGGAGCAGGUGGUCAGGAAAUACACUCGCCAGGUCUUGGAGGGGCUCGCAUACCUGCACAAAAAUGUCAUCGUCCAUAGAGAUAUUAAAGCUGCGAAUGUUCUUCGAGACAGUAACGGAAAUGUCAAGGUCGGUGAUUUUGGUGCAUCCAAAAGGUUACAGACAAUAUGUAGUGCAACAGGCAUCAAGUCAGCUGUGGGUACACCUCAUUGGAUGGCACCAGAAGUGAUCAAUGGCGAGGGUUAUGGAAGGAAGGCAGAUGUGUGGAGUGUUGCGUGCACUGUUGUAGAAAUGUUAACGAAGAAGCCACCAUUUGCAGAAUACGAAGCCUUUGCUGCCAUGUUCCAGAUAGCCACGUGUAAACACCCAAAAUAUGAUCUUCCGAAAGAAACUUCCUCUGUAGGAAAGGAUUUUCUGACAUAUAUGUUCAAUCGAAAACCAGCCGAUAGACCUUCAGCUGAGGACUUGUUAUCACAUAGAUUUUUCCGAACUGACAUAGCAUGUGGCCUUGACCUUUAGGAAUUAUCUGAUCAUGAGACCUGUCUUUCAAGCAUUUGGCUGCAAAAUGAUAUUUAUGUGUUUGGAGGACAAAGGAAGGUUGCUCUGUUUCGUUGGAGGACGGAUAUUUACCAGUGUUGCGAUGUCUCCGAAAGCACAUCAGACAUCGGAGGUCUCAACAGAUCCAUGUUUACUCCAGUCAUGAAUGUUGCAAAGGCAUCAUCAGAUAUUGUGUUUUGUGUUCUGCAAGUGCUCAUUCUCUUGCUCCGAAGUCUGAUUAUGCAGAAACACCGUUAUUGUACACAUGCGUACGUUUGAUGAUGAUGUACUUGUGUAACUCUCCGCAAAUCCAGAAGUAUGAAAAUAUCUAAAGCAUUUAUAUAUUCAACAUCUAUGCAUUGCUUCCCGGACCCAAAACUGCAGGCAGUGGAGGAAGGGACAAUAUUCCCUCCAUAAUUGGAGAUCUCUUGUAGGGAGUAGUCUCCCCUUGUGAGGUAAAUGAUGCAACUUCCUGUGGAUAUAUUGGCCCAUAAUGUGUAUGCAUAUAUGCUAAUGUAUUUUCAGUUCAGGUGGUAACAGGGCCUAAUUAUGGAUUAUCAACAAUCGUUAUUACUAAAAUUACUAACAAAUGACUGAUGCUUGGGGUGUUCAUUGGGAGGAAAGCUAAAACAGCAUACCAAUAAGUCGGAGAUUAAGAUGAGUGACCUUGACCUAUAUCCCAGAUCAAAAAUAUGUCGCUGCAUGUUCACAAUCACAAGACCCAUCACCAUCAUCAUACAUGUGUAAUGGUGUCAGUUUGUAAAUCGGAUUGACGUGGUCAACACAUUUCAUGGAUACAUUUUACACAUGGAUUUGAAAUAGCGGAAGACAAACCCACCGAUACUGUGGGUGUGCACUCAUCAAAUAGUGUGUUCAGGAAUACCUUGUUACAGAAUGUUCAUCUUUGUCCAGUUGGAAGUUUCCAGUUCCUCAAGAGGAUCCUUGCUACGAUGAUACUGCCGAGUAUUUUUAAAAGGUUUCUUUGACGGGAUGUUGGAAAACUGUGAUGUAACUGUCUCAGCAGUGUUAUUGCAGCUAUGAUUGGUUGACUUUGUUACAUCAGCUGUGAUUGGUCAUGUUGCAUGCCUUGUUAGGAAGUAUCGCACUAUUAGAUGAGAUCUCCCAUGAUUUAAACUUGCUGAUCAAGUGACACAGGACUAGCUAUCUGCACAAAAUGGCCACAGUCUAUCUGUCAUGGAAAGACCCGGCCAGAGCCAUUGCAACCUGUUUGGAAUUCACACAGUGUUGGUUCUUGGAGGACAGAAUACUUUGUAUGCUAAUUGAGAUGUCACCUUGAUAUACUCAUUUAUGAUAAGGAAUUCGAUGGUAGCCAUUUUGUCCUUUGUCAUGUGAUCACCAAAUUGAACAAAACAUCCAGUAUUGGUAGAUCAUAAAAAUCGAAUUGAUGCAGGCAAUUCUUUAUGAUUUAUUUAUUAGAUAGGAAUUAGCUAAAUCUAAAUAAUUAUUGCUGUUUUGUGAUUAAAAAAUUAUUUUAAAUUGAAAUGCAUAAUUCAAGGUAGAUAGAUUUGCAUAAGGAUGUUCCCAAAAUGGGUAAGUUAAUAAGGAUGCAAGCAGGGAAUAUACUGCAUUUCCCGAACAGCAUAAUACAGUGCCUGUCUUGAAGCAUCUUGUUGUUCUGUUAAUGGCUACACUUGUUAAACUAGUAAUAGCGUUAUUGUAAAUACUUUUACUGGUUACGUUUCAAACCAAGGUCGGGUAGAUCCAACCAGCAGAUGUGGAGAAACCUAUUUUAUUUCUUGUUAUAAAGGUGGGAAAUUUAUGGUAGGUUCCAGUAUACCAGUAGAAAGGCCACAACAAAUUAAUUACACUGUCAGCAAAUUUGAAAUAUACACUCAAACACUGUCAUAUCUUAGUUUGAUGUGUUGGACUUGCGACUGUUGUGUAGUAAAAGUUUGUCUUUGCAUAUUACUUCUUCAGUCAUUGGGGCGGUGGGGUAGCCUAGAGUUUAAAGCGUUUGCUCGUCACGCCGAAGGCCCAGGUUCGAUUCCUCACAUGGGUACAAUGUGUAAAGCCCAUAUCUGGUGUCCCCCGCCGUGAUAUUGCUGGAAUAUUGCUAAAAGCCACGUAAAACGAAGUCACUCACUCACUCUUCAGUCAUCAUGUGACGUUUGUGUCAAAACCUCAGAAAACUUGAAGUAUAUAUUAGGUCCUUCAACUUUGAAACCAUUGUGUUUGAUUAAACCUUAUGACACAAUGCUUUAAAACAUAAAUAUCAUUAAUGUGUUCGACAUUUUCAAAUCCAACGUGGCUGACAUUCAAUAAGAAAUCAAUUUGUUGUGACCUGAAGAUUUUAGAUGCAACCCGUAGAAACACCUGUUUUGUUUGAUAAUCAAAAUCUUGUUGUUGGAUGUGUCCCAGUGUUUAAGUUGCAAAGUCAUUGUAAAUUAUUUAUGAUGGUGCCAAAUGUUUAGAUAGUAAUAUAUGAAGAAAAAGACUAUUGGUUUGAUUAAACAAUGACUGAGAUUAUUGACGAUGAGAAAUGAUACAAAUUUGACAUCUUCAAUCAUAAUAAUGUUAUCUUUUCAAGCAUCUCCAUGACUUGAUCAUUAAAUUGCAUAAUAAUUGGAGAUUUGGAAAAUUUCAAGUUGUGAUGACUCGAAGGAGAAUGAAUUAAGUCUGAUACAAUGUACUAACCCAAUGGCAUUGAACGGCUGAAAAAUGUUGUCAAUAAGAAUGUAUUGAUGCCAGUUUGUAUUGUUAAUACAACUUAUGAUUGGUUAAGUGUUCCUCUAUUGGGCAAGCCCAUCUCAGGGCCAGUCUGCACGAAACCAUCUUAGUGUUACGACCAUCUUAAUGCUGAGAUCUUCUGUUCUUAGUGUUACGACCAUCUUAAUGCUGAGAUCUUCUGUGCAAGUGGGCCCAGUGCAUGCUUUUAUCAUCUGUAAGUGCUAAGAUUAGGAACAGUGAUCCUGUUCACGAAAGUCUAUUUUCAUAUUAAAACCCCAAAUUUGUGUGAAUAUGCAUAUGAAGUGCAAUCACCCCUGCUCUGUAUAUAGUGUACAAUUAUAUCAAAGAUAUUCACCAUGAAAGGCUGUGCUGACCUUCAAAGGUCACGUGAUGAUCUGACCUGCUAAGCACGUAGUGACCUUGUUUUCAUGAGUCCUGAAAGUCCAUUGUGAUAAAGAAUUUAUCUCCCACAACCAAACUCAAUUCAUAAUAUUUUCGGCAAAGUAAAAAAUGAAAACUUUAUGCAAUUAAAUAUGUGCCUUAUCCUGUUUGGAUGAAGAUGGGAUGUAAAAGGUAGAUUUGAUUUGGGCUUGUCUUCGGAAAAUGUAUAAAUAUUCAGAAAAUUGUCUCAAAGCAUCCCAUCUUUGCCCAACAAUAAAUCUUCUCCAUCCAACUUCUGGCGCAGUUACCUCCCCUUUCACUGUCAAGGUGGUAGUUGUCUCCCUUACUGUGAUUGUAGGCAAUACUGUGUUUCUAGAGACAGUUGAUUCACUUUUAUAUAUUAUAUAUCAUACACCAAUCAACUCACGGAGUUUGAUGGCUUCACCUAAGAUAACCAUCAUCUUAUCCUACAUAAGUUAGCAUUUUAUAUAUUUUAGUAAGUCAUUCCAUUACUCAUCUUGUACAGACCUUUUGUAUAAAGGCAAGGAAAAAUAAAAAAACAUGAAACAUA